AGUUUAUAAAUUAGUCCCCUCUCGCUGUCUAAACAGCUGAUUACAGAUAGAGAAAAGAGAGAGCUAACCAUGGAGGAUACUAGGCAGAUCAAGAAAAUGAGAGUUCUAAUGUUUCCAUGGUUUGCUCAUGGUCACAUAACUCCAUUCCUAGAGCUAGCCAAGAAGCUCUUUCUUAGAAACUUUCACAUAUAUUUUUGUUCUUCUCCUGUAAAUCUCAAUUCCAUUAAACAAAAACUUUUUUCAGAUCCAAAAUUUUCCAAUCAUUCUAUAGAAUUAGUUGAGCUUCAUCUUCCAUCACUUCCAUCACUUCCUCCUCACUACCACACCACCAAUGGCCUCCCACCACAUCUCAUGCCCACCCUAGAUAAAGCCAUAGACAUGGCCAAGCCUAGCUUCAACAAAAUCCUUGAAACCUUAAAACCGGAUUUGGUCAUUCGUGAUUUUGCUCCAGCUUGGGUUCCUGAUCUAGCUUCUUCUCUGAAAGUCCCAACCAUUGUGUUUAUAACUAGUGGAGCAGCACUUGUCUCUUUUUCCCUUUAUUGUUUGAAGAACAAAGGUGGUGAUGAUUAUCAUCAUCAUGAUCAUGUAUUUCCAUUUCCAGAAGUUUAUCUAGAAAAUAUGAAAUCGCAAUUAGUCCAAAACAGUGAAAAAUCUUCAAUUAGGGCUUUCCAAUUCAAUGAAAGGUCUAGCAAUGAUAAUACCAUUUUGAUUAAAUCUUCUAGAGAGCUUGAAGGGAAAUACAUGGAUUAUAUUUCUUCUUCUUUUGGCAUGAAAGUUGUACCAGUUGGUCCUCUUGUUCCAUACUAUGUCCAUGAUGAUGAAGAAGGCAUGGAUAUUAUCAACUGGCUCAACAAGAAAGAAAAAUCAUCAACUGUGUUUGCUUGCUUUGGAAGUCAGUUUUAUUUGUCUAAGGAAGAUAUGGAGGAAAUUGCUUAUGGGUUAGAGCUUAGCAAGGUGAAUUUUAUUUGGGUUUUGAGGUUCGCAAAAGGAGAAGUAAUGAAGCUGGAAGAUGCUUUACCAAAUGGGUUUUUAGAGAGGGUAAGAGAUAAGGGAUUGAUUGUUGCAGAUUGGGCACCUCAACUAAAGAUUCUAAAGCAUUCAAGUAUUGGUGGGUUUGUCAGUCAUUGUGGAUGGAAUUCUUUGUUGGAGAGUAUAAAAUUUGGUGUCCCUAUUAUAGCAAUGCCUAUGCAAUUUGAUCAGCCAUUGAAUGCUAGACUUGUGGAAGAGUGUGGUAUUGGUUUGGAGGUUGAGAGAGACAAUAAUGGAAGGGUUGGAAGGGAAAAUUUGGCAAAAGUUAUAAGAAAAGUGGUGGUCGAAAAAAAUGGGGAUGGUAUAAGGCAAAAAGCUAAAGAGAUGGGAGAGAAUAUGGAAAAGAAAGAUGAUGAAGAGUUGGAUGGAUUGGUCAAAGAACUUUUGCAGCUUUGCCAAAAGGAAUGCAUGUGAUUGUUGAUAUUUCAUAUAUAUGUAGUAUGGGGACAAUGUGGUAAUUGGGAAAUGGGUUUUGAAUAAUUUUCAACGACUACGAAAUAUCAUCUAUGGUAUAUGAAUUUUUAUUUUUAUUUUUAUUUUUAUUUUAUUUUUGGUUUUUGGGUGAAAGAGUGUUAUGUAUUAUUGUUUAUGAUUUAAUAUUUGUCUUUGUUUUUCUACGUUUUCUUUGAUGAAAGUUUACCCUUUGUGUAA
Messenger RNA from Ziziphus jujuba (common jujube), 1680 nucleotides. Its product is annotated as UDP-glucosyltransferase 29-like. Gene Ontology annotation, molecular function: UDP-glycosyltransferase activity. The record is from RefSeq and is a predicted model, not a curated record. NCBI's taxonomy places the organism in Eukaryota, Viridiplantae, Streptophyta, Magnoliopsida, Rosales, Rhamnaceae. The coding region runs from base 70 to 1443 and encodes 457 amino acids. The transcript has a single exon.